Messenger RNA from Triticum turgidum subsp. durum (durum wheat), 663 nucleotides. NCBI's taxonomy places the organism in Eukaryota, Viridiplantae, Streptophyta, Magnoliopsida, Poales, Poaceae. The record is from the annotation of a GenBank genome assembly.
AUGAACGUCAUCCACAACAUCAAGGCACAGGUCGAGGCCGUGUGCAGGCAGACUGUCUCCUGCGCCGACAUCCUCGCCGUGGCCGCCCGCGACUCCGUCGUCGCCUUGGGAGGGCCUUCGUGGACCGUUCCUCUCGGGAGGCGGGACUCGACGACGGCGAGCUUGUCUCUGGCCAACAGCGACCUUCCGCCGCCAUCCUUCGACGUGGCCAAUCUCACAUCCAACUUUGCUGCCAAGGGGCUUAGCGUGACUGACAUGGUCGCCCUCUCUGGCGCCCACACCAUCGGGCAGGCGCAGUGCCAGAACUUCCGAGAUAGGCUCUACAACGAGACCAACAUCGGUACGGCCUUCGCAACAUCUCUCAAGGCCAACUGCCCCCGGCCGACCGGGUCUGGCGAUAGCAGCCUGGCGCCGUUAGACACGACGACGCCCAACUCGUUCGACAAUGCAUACUACCGUAACUUGAUGUCACAGAAGGGGCUCCUGCACUAUGACCAGGUUCUGAUCAACGACGGAGGCACCGCGGGCCUAGUCCGGACAUACUCGUCGGGGUCGGCGCGGUUCAACAGGGACUUCAUGGGAGCCAUGGUGAGGAUGGGGAGCAUCAGUCCGCUCACCGGGAUGCAGGGGCAGGUCAGGCUCAGCUGCUCCCGGGUGAACUAA